ACAGGGUGCGACGGAUCUGGUCACGGCCAGGAUGUUGUUUAGCGGGCUGCCGGUUAAACCUCCGCCGUCACAACAGCCAGGGCCCCGACACACCAUCGACGCGAUCCUCGGGCUGAGCAACCGGCCGUCGGAGCCAGGCGCAAUCGAAUCCAGCGGUGAGAACAGCAAUUCGAACGACGGUCUCCAGGACGUACGGUGUCAACAUCACGACAAGAGUUGCAGUGAGGACGAAGCUGCGAGCCCUGGGGUACCUACCAGUAUGACCACCACCACAGGUGAGGGUGGCGGGGGCAGCGGGAGUAGCGACGCGAGUAAGAAGAAACAUCGACGGAAUCGUACCACCUUCACAACGUACCAGCUGCACGAGUUGGAGAGGGCUUUCGAGAAAUCGCAUUAUCCGGAUGUGUACAGUCGAGAGGAACUCGCCAUGAAGGUGAACCUGCCCGAGGUGCGCGUACAGGUCUGGUUCCAGAACCGGCGUGCGAAAUGGCGACGUCAGGAGAAGAUGGAGGCUGCACGGCUAGGGCUUAACGACUAUCAUUCCGUGGGAUCCCUCGGGCGCGCCGCGGGAACGAGCCUCGCACUUCCCGUGGACCCGUGGCUGGCACCGCCACUGAUCAGCGCACUGCCCGGCUUCCUCUCUCAUCCGCAGACCGGCUACCCUAGCUACCUCACACCGCCCAUCGUGCCCACGAGCGACGCAACGUCUAGCGUCCAGUCCACCGCCGCCCCGAAGCUUCCGCCCGUCACUUCACCCCCCUCUCAUGACCCACGCAGCCACUCCAUCGCCGCCCUUAGGCUCAAAGCCAAGGAGCACGUAGAGUCUAUAACCAAGGGACUACAGAUGGUGUAACUGAUGUGCAUAAUUUCAACGGAAACCUGUGGUUCCAGUACUCUCUAUAGAAAUCACUGAAAAUUGUCGUCAGUUCGUACCGAAUUCCUCAUAAAGAUUAUUAUUACCAGUGGGAAGAGAACCAAGCAAUGUCUCAAGGAUCUAGUUUAACGACAUU
Cryptotermes secundus is the source of this 1010-nucleotide messenger RNA. Its product is annotated as retinal homeobox protein Rx1. Gene Ontology annotation, molecular function: DNA-binding transcription factor activity, RNA polymerase II-specific; RNA polymerase II cis-regulatory region sequence-specific DNA binding. Lineage: Eukaryota; Metazoa; Arthropoda; Insecta; Blattodea; Kalotermitidae. Bases 32 to 853 code for a protein of 273 amino acids. The record is from RefSeq and is a predicted model, not a curated record. The transcript is spliced from 3 exons. Gene Ontology annotation, biological process: positive regulation of transcription by RNA polymerase II.